Molecule: messenger RNA, 1098 nt
Organism: Symbiodinium sp. CCMP2456
Lineage: Eukaryota; Dinophyceae; Suessiales; Symbiodiniaceae
Source: the annotation of a GenBank genome assembly
AUGACCUUCUGGAGGCUCUCGGUUAACUUCCUCGUUCUUUCACAUGUGCAGUCGGCGAUGGGCAUGCUCUAUGCGCAAGAGAUCAUUGGACGGUAUGACCACAAGGGAGGAGUCCGCGUGACGAAAGAGAUCUUCGCACAGGAUCUCAACAUCAUGAAGAACCUGGCAGAGAAUGGCUUCCGGGUGAACGAGACUUGCUCCCAUGAUUUAUGUGUGGCACCCGUCCCGCUUGCAGCCAGGCGUGCAGAGACCGACAAGCUGAAGCAGCAAGUGGAGGAGGAAGUGCGGAGGCUUGAGAAGGAAACGGCCCAGGCCAACGCUGAACGAGCUGAGGCGGAACAGCGCCGAGCAGAUGCCGAAAGACUCCGAGCAGAGGCUCAACAACGUCAGCGUGAGGCAGAGUCGCGGAGGCGCGCAGCGGAGGAGGAACAGAGUCGGUUUAGAUUCAGCUCCCGUGGUGAUCCGGUGCUAUGCGCCUACAACUCUGCGGGUGAAGUCCUGGAGAAGUCGUGCGUUAACUACACGGGGCCAGCAGUUGUGACGUGCUACAACGACCAAGGCCUACAGAGAAUCAUCUGGGUGGGAGUCAGCGAUGAGGACGGAUCCAACAGGCAAGGUGAUGAUGCUUGGUGGGUCGCUGAAACAGUGGCCUUGAACGUCGCGACGGGCACGUGGUCGUAUGAGGAUGUCACCGGCAAGCACAUUGCUGAUGUCUCCUGCGACACCGCAGAGGGCGGCAGCGCCAGGGUGAAGGAGUCUCCGCCGAUGGAUUUUCUGAAGACCUUCCAGAAAAGUAGCAAGACCUUCCUGGUUCACACAAUGCAGCCCCGAAUCAUUCCAGGGCCCAAGUACAGCUUCAUGGAGGACAUGUUGAAUCGCGACAAGCUGGCAGACCUCGUGUAUGAUGAGCAGAAUGCUAAGGAGUGGCUCAACGCAUUCCUUAUGAUGCUCGGGUACGCCACAGAGCACAACGUUCACUCGAAAGCUUUGGGCGAGAUCGCAAAGUACACCGUGCUCUACGGAGUUUCACAGGCGCAGAAGGCGCAAGCCUCAAGCCAGCGCCAGCACGCUUGGCUUUCCACGGGAGUUUCUGUGUGA